CGUAGAGCGUCUGCGCUGACGUCACGCCUACGCCGAGGCAUCGAGCGGAGCUGUGAGCGCGGCCGUCAGACGGAGGCGCGCCGAGGCAACGCACGCAGCGACGAUGAGCUCCGGCCGGCGCGACUGAAAAAAAAAAACAAAAAAAAAAAAACAAUUGCGUUAUUAUUCCGAUUCUUUUUUUUUUUUUUCUUUUCAUAUGUUAAUAGUUUCAGGUUUAUCUCUGAAGAAUCUGACGGACGUUUGGGGGGCAGCCGUGCAUUCGCUCCGGGGUUUCAGCAUGUCCUCCGCGGCGGUCGCAGCCUCCAGAAGGCAGUCGUGUUACCUGUGCGACCUGCCCCGCAUGCCGUGGGCGAUGAUCUGGGACUUCACGGAGCCGGUGUGCCGUGGAUGCGUCAACUACGAGGGUGCAGACAGGAUAGAGUUUGUCAUCGAGACGGCGAGGCAGCUGAAGAGAGCGCACGGCUUCCAGGACGGCCGCUCUCCGGGGCCGGGGAAGCCGCACCACCUGGCCGGGAAGGAGCUCAACCACUCGGCCGGGGAGCAGGCGAGCCGUGCGCCGCAGCCGCUGGAUCGCUACCCGCUGUCCGACCGGCCUCCACGGUUGGGCCCGGAGUACCAGACGACUGGGAGGCAGGCAAACGGGCUCCCUAUGCCGAAUGGGUUCCCAAAACCGGACGAGCCACCCGAGCUGAACCGGCAGAGCCCGAACCCCCGGAGGACGAGCGCGGCGCCUCCAAAUUUGGUGCCCCUGGUAAACGGAGGAGGCAUUUCCACCAUACACCCGCUGAACGGACGCCCGGCUCAGAUGGGGAUACCCGGGUGCUGGCGCAGCCUGGGCCCGGGGGAGCAGCACGGGAAGCGUCCGGAGGAGAUGAAAGAGAAACACAGGCCGGACAGCCUGUCGGACAUGUCGGACAGCCACAAGGAGUGGAUAGGCAAAGGCAAGACGGUGCGGGACCUGAUGGCGCUGCACACCUUCGACAGCAGGUUUAAGAAGGACCACGCCGCCAUGCAGAGGGUGAUGGGCUAUGAACCCGGCGCCACUUCCUCAAAAACAGACAGGGGGAAGCACCCACGCAGCAUGAAGAGGAAGGCCUCCCCGGAGCCAGACGGCGAGGGCAGCGCCCCCAAGAUGAACGGCGGCGAGGGCCAACAUUGGCUCCCGUCGCCCUCCGAGGUCCUGAAAAUGCCCCCGGUGGCCCUGCAAGGCUUCUCGGCCGCUCCGCCUUCCACAAUCUCCCCCACUCCCAACCACGCCCCCGAGGCGGCCACAGCGCAGAAUGGCCAGUCCCCCAUGGCGGCGCUCAUCCUCGCCACGGACAACGCCGGCAGCACGGGCUCGCCUAAGGACGCCAACCAGGUACACUCCACCACGGCGGGCGCGCGGCGGAACAGCGAGCCCCUGUCGCCGUCCUCGGCCUCGCAGAGGAGGCUGGCCCAGAGGGAGGGGCCUGUGAGCGCCAACCCCUCUGCGCAGCACGGGCCCGGGGGCAUGGACCCCCACGCGCCGCCGCUGCAGAGCAUCCCGGACUCUUCCGUGCCGCCGGGCAGCGUGCCACUGUGCUGCACUUUGUGCCACGAGCGGCUGGAGGACACUCACUUCGUGCAGUGCCCGUCCGUGGCGUCGCACAAGUUCUGCUUCCCGUGCUCCCGGGAGAGCAUCAAGCAGCAGGGCGCCACCGGCGAGGUGUACUGCCCAAGCGGCGAGCGGUGCCCGCUGGUCGGCUCCAACGUGCCCUGGGCCUUCAUGCAGGGGGAAAUAGCCACCAUCUUGGCCGGGGACAUAAAAGUUAAAAAGGAGCGGGACCCUUGAAAUGCUCCCCAGCUGUCUCUCAAACUCUUUUCCUUUUUGUAAUCCGACUACGGCAACAGCAGCAGGACAUAAAGUAACACACACACUCACCCCAAAUAUAAAUCAUCCAGCUGGCCCCAGACAGACUGACGGACAUGUACAUAUUGGACACAAGGGAAGUAUAUACUUCGUAAACAUGGCUGUAUAAUUUUUUUUUUUUGAUUCUUCUUUUUUUUUUCAAUACAUUGUGUUUCUAUAUUUUUGAAGAUAAAAAGGUAUGUACUCUUCAUAACAGCCCCUCCCCCCCAUCAUCAUCAUCACACUUUGUUUCUUUUAAAUCUGUUGGUGUACUUUAGGUCUGGAGACAGUCCUGUCAAACAUAGAAUGUGACUAAUCUGAGCACUUGGCAAAAAAAUAAUAAAAAAAAAAAAGAAAAAAAAAAAAAAAAAAAUGCUUCUAGCUGUACAUGUAUGCACUUGUUUAAGAAAAAAAAAAAACUUGCCAAAUACAGUUUCAGACCUUGU
Messenger RNA from Anoplopoma fimbria (sablefish), 2316 nucleotides. RefSeq names its product interferon regulatory factor 2 binding protein 2b (gene irf2bp2b). Gene Ontology annotation, biological process: regulation of transcription by RNA polymerase II. The record is from RefSeq and is a predicted model, not a curated record. Gene Ontology annotation, molecular function: transcription corepressor activity. Gene Ontology annotation, cellular component: nucleus. NCBI's taxonomy places the organism in Eukaryota, Metazoa, Chordata, Actinopteri, Perciformes, Anoplopomatidae.